Molecule: messenger RNA, 2994 nt
Organism: Conger conger (European conger)
Lineage: Eukaryota; Metazoa; Chordata; Actinopteri; Anguilliformes; Congridae
Product: BTB/POZ domain-containing protein KCTD4-like
Exons: 1
Coding region: 38-937 (299 amino acids)
Biological process (GO): protein homooligomerization
Molecular function (GO): protein binding
Source: RefSeq, a predicted model, not a curated record
CUCUGAGCUUCUGGCAGUCUCCGCCAGUUCUCUGUGGAUGCCCGUUCCUCUAUCGCUCUCUCUCUCUCUCCGUGACGCUCCCUCCCUCUCUCUCUCUCUUUCUCUCUAUCCGGUGUACGCGGUGCGGACUUCAGCGGGGGUUGGGCGCGGGUUCGGCGGUAUGGAAUGGAACCUUAGGAGGAUGGACAGCGAGCUGAGACAGAUUAACCCGGACCUGCUGCAGCCCAGUAAGAGCUUCAAGAAGCUGUCUUCGGGCACCAUCACGCUCAAUGUGGGGGGCUACCUGUACGCGGCCCAGAGGCAGACCCUUAUCCGCCACCCGGGGUCGCUCCUGGAGGAGCUGGUGAGCGGGAAGAAGCCCGUCCAGCACGUAGAUGCCAUGGGCAACAUCUUCGUCGACCGCGACGGCCCCGUCUUCCGCCACGUCCUCAACUUCCUGCGUCUGGGGGACCUGGUGCUGCCCGAGGACUUCAAGGAGGCCUCUCUGCUGCGGCGCGAGGCCGAGUUUUACCGGCUCACUGACCUGGCGCAGUUGGUGCGCGAGUGGGAGCAGAGGCACUUCGCCCGGCAGGAACCCGCCUUCCUGGAGGUGACGGACAACCACGAGCGCUCCCAAGGCCUCCGCGUCUACUGCAGCGACAGCACCUUCAUCGAGAAGAUCAAGUUCCGCCUGGUGCAGGUGUCCAAGAGCCGGCUGGACGGCUUCCCCGAGGAGUUCGAGAUCUCGUCCAACGUCAUCCAGUUCCGCCACUUCAUCAAGUCGGAGAUGGGCUCUCGUCUGGUUCUGAAGGAGGACAACACCUUUGUGUGCACGCUGGAGAGCCUGAAACUGGAGACGGUGCUGCUCGCCCUGCGGGGGGGCUAUCGCCUGCUCACCAGCCUGGACAGCAACCGGGGGUCCGUAGUGCAGUGCGAGGCUCUUCACUUCGUCAAGUGAGGGCCGCCCCCCCCGACCCCGCCUCCCCGAAAACAGAACCACCAUUCUCCACCAGGCAAGAACCUCCAUUCUCAACCAGGCAGGCCUCUGUUAUCCUCUAGCAAAGCACACAUUUCUAUUCACUGCUACCAUUCUCCUAACUGCUAUUAAUUCAACAAGUCGGUACAGUACAGUAUAAUUAUGUGCUGCUGUAAAAGUCUAAUAUUAUGCGCCGCGUUAUUCGUUUUGGGCUGUGUUUGGAGUCUUGUGUGCCACUCUGUCAGAGUUGAGUUUCAGUUGCUUCCAGCACUUCCCAGAAUGUGGUUUUGUGCAACAGGCUGCAGCUGAGACACUCAUAUGCCACAUAAACUGCUCUGCUUUCUAUCAAGCAAAAGGAACCUGCACAAUAUCCAGUCACACAUCGUCACAACGGCACAUGAAGUGUCUGACAUGGGCUGGGCAGAAAAAUGUGUACGUCUUGCUCGUUAUUUAAAAAAAAAAACAGGAGAAAAAUAUGUGUAUGCCACGGCCAGAUGCCAUGUGAAAGGUAUAACAGAGGAUUAAAAAGGUUAUGUUUUUAAUAAUGCAUGCGUUAAAGUGAAUUAUUAAACUUGAAGCCAUCUUGUGAUCUGUACCUGAUUUGUGUGUGACCUAUGGCGUGUUGUUAUGGACCUGUGAUCGAGCUUUUCCGUAAAAUAAAAAGCGAAAAGCACUGGCCAUUUCUGCGGCGUUUGUUUUGACCUGACACAAAGAUGUCCACAGCUGUGAGGACAUGUGGCUAGCUGUCUCUGUUAGCGACGUGAUGCUAUUCUGAGCCCUUGGAGAUGGAGUCACUGCAGCUGUGCAACCUGUUGUAUCUGUGCACCUGUCAGUCGCUGUGUUUCCGAACGGGAAGUGGGUUCCUGCGUCCUGUACCACACCGGCGCAUUGCUCAGAACCAGAGCUCCGUCAAAAGGUUUGUCAGAAACAGGCUCUACCCCAGCUGCUGUCAGUACUGUCACUGUGUACAUGGCCUCCCCUUUCUGCAAGGGAACUGCUGUCCCUGAAGCAAACCACUUAUGUCAUCCAGGUGAGAAUUCAUUUUCAAAAUGCAGUUGUGCGUGAAAUUAUUAUAUUAUGUUGUAGAAUGAUUUUUUUUUAAACGGGAAAGAUGAUCCUUUUGUUGUCGUCUCUGUAUUAAUAUUUAAAUGUGCUGCUUUGAUUGUACAUUACACGUUGCCCUUUUGGAAGCUGAAUGUCCCUCCCUCCCGAUAUCAACCUGCAUAAUCUGCACUCCCAGUUGGAAAUGUGGAUAUACUAACAUAAGCCUAAUAAGUCUAAUAAAGCUGUCACCCAUUUGUGGCAGUUGAGAAGGUUCAAUGAUGAUGAUAAUGCCUCAAUUACAGUGCCAGCGGAUACACUUGUACCAUACGCUUUCCUUAAUGACAGUGAGGCUGGCCUCAAUGGAGUCUCAUCACUGUCUGGUAUCUGUAGGCCACAUUAACUAGCAUGUGGAAAUCAUUCAUUGAACUCAGGAGACUUCUGAAAUAAAAAGAUGACAGUCUUUACUAUGUAACAAUACCUUCAUCCUUCAUUGAUGUUACCGGAAAAAAAAAAAAAAUUACAUCAAUUGAGCCGUGCCUUCUUCAUACCAAUAUUCUUCGGACAGGACAAUAAUUUCAGCCGUGCUACAUCUACAUAUUGCAUACUGGGCUCUCUACAAUUUUACUGAGAAUCUAUUUGCAUUCUCCAAGUUUAAUACACAAAAUGCACUAAUAUCCAUGUGCUUAUUUAGUCUGCACUGAAUUCCUACAGUAGGUUGUUUUGUUUUUUCUUUCUCUCUUAAUAGUGGUCUGAUUGUUUUGUUUGUUUGUUUUUUUGUGAAAAGAGAGGACACAAGUGCAUUGAACUGCUUUGCCAUUCAUGUGUAAAUUCUUUGAUGUGAAUUAAAUUCCAGCAGUGCACAUCCGUUUGUUUGGUUUGGCUGGGUUAUUUUCUGAUUCAGUCUUUGUGAGUUUUAUUUUUGUUGUUAACGGUUUUCUUUGAUUUUGUUAGUCCUCCAGUGAUCCAGUGAAUUAAAUAAAUAUAACGAAAAAACA